Papaver somniferum (opium poppy) is the source of this 1791-nucleotide messenger RNA. Its product is annotated as berberine bridge enzyme-like 8. The coding region runs from base 1 to 1623 and encodes 540 amino acids. The transcript has a single exon. The record is from RefSeq and is a predicted model, not a curated record. NCBI's taxonomy places the organism in Eukaryota, Viridiplantae, Streptophyta, Magnoliopsida, Ranunculales, Papaveraceae. Gene Ontology annotation, molecular function: FAD binding; oxidoreductase activity.
AUGGGUACUCUAUCAAACUUUUUCUCUAUAAUGGUUUUGCUUCUGUUUACUUCUUUUGUGUUCUCAGUUUCUCUGGGAAUGCCAAGUUCAAUUCAUUGCAACUUUCUUCAUUGCCUUGACCAAAGUUCUCAAAGUUCUAUACCAGUCUAUACCCCAAACAAUUCUAAUUAUUUGUCUAUCUUGAAAUCCACUAUACAAAACCUCAAGUUCUUAUCAUCCACUACCCCAAAACCCCAUCUCAUCAUUGCACCUUUGCACCAAUCCCAUGUUCAAGCAAUUGUAGUUUGUUCUAGAAGACAUGGAAUUCAGAUCAAAGUUCGAAGUGGAGGUCAUGACUAUGAAGGCCUGUCUUAUGUAUCCGAUGUACCGUUCCUUAUCGUUGAUAUGUUCAAUCUUAGAUCCAUUACUGUUGACGUUGAGGAUCGUACUGCAUGGGUCCAGUCUGGUGCAUUGCUGGGUGAACUUUAUUACAGAAUUGCAGAACAAAGUCAUGUUCUUGGUUUUCCUGCAGGAGUUUGUCCUACUGUAGGUGCAGGUGGAUACUUCAGUGGAGGCGGGUACGGUGCUAUGCUAAGGAAAUAUGGCCUUGCAGCUGAUAAUGUUAUUGAUGCCCAAUUAGUAGAUGUCCGGGGAAGAAUUCUCAGCAGAGAGUCCAUGGGCGAAGACUUGUUUUGGGCUAUUCGUGGAGGCGGUGGAGGGAGCUUCGGAAUCAUUAUUUCGUGGAAGAUCAAAUUGGUUGAUGUGCCACCAAUUGUAACUGUUUUUACCAUCAGCAAAAUCUUGGAACAAGGUGCAACUUCAAUUGUCCAUAAAUGGCAAGAAAUUGCACAUAAACUCCCAAAUGAACUCUUCAUUAGAGUUCUCAUAAAACCAUUAAACUCUACUAAGAAAAUGGAGAAAACAGUCCAAGCUUCAUUCAACUCUUUAUUUCUUGGAGAUGCAGAGAAGCUUUUGAUUUUGAUGAAAGAUCGAUUUCCUGAGCUCGGUUUGAGGAGGAAAGAUUGUAUCGAAACGAGUUGGAUUCGUUCGACGCUCUACUUUGCAAAUUAUCAAGUCGAAGCAACUCCAGAUAUUUUACUGAAUAUGACUCAAGCUAAAGAGUUCUCCAAGGGAAAAUCUGAUUAUGUGAAAGAACCCAUUCCACAAAUUGGAUUACAAGGGAUAUGGAAAAGACUAUUACUACAAGAAGACUCAUCGCUGACAUUCACUCCUUAUGGUGGAAGAAUGAAUGAGAUUUCAGAAUACGAAAUUCCAUUUCCACAUAGAAAUGGCACAUUUUAUCAGAUCAUGUACAAAGUGUCUUGGAAAGAAGCACCACGGUUCGCAAAACAAUUGAGUUGGAUUAGAGAACUAUACAGUUACAUGGCUCCAUAUGUUUCCAAGAAUCCGAGACAAGCAUAUGUCAACUAUAGAGACCUUGAUUUAGGCCGAAGCAAAAAUGGAACAACAAAUUACUUAAGAGGUAGAGCUUGGGGAACAAAGUACUUCAAGAACAACUAUGAAAGAUUAGUGUACGUUAAAAGCAAGUAUGAUCCGUAUAACUUCUUUAGAAAUGAACAAAGUAUUCCAACUGUCGCACUGCCACAACCACACACCAGAGAAGCUGCGGUUGAUUACAUAUGAGUGAUCCAGGGGCUCAUGGGUCAAUCAUCUCCAUAUGGAACCGACAGGAGCAAAAUCAUGUUCAACUAAGCUCGCCUCCUGUUCCAAACCAUUUUUAUGCUCUCUAUCUAUCUUUUGGUAUGGUUUAAGUCUUGAGGAAUCUUACUUAGCACUAGAAAACAAGAGUUA